AUGCUUAUUCUUGAUGGUUGUUCCAGCUUGGAGCAAGUUGCCCUGCAAGGAGCUCCUCCACUGCUUGAAAGUUUUAGCUUCGAUGGUUAUGGCCCAGCAGAGAAUUGGACACAUUCCAUACACCUGCCACAAAAGGAAUUGCGCCUCAAGUCUCCUUUAGCUCCUGUUCAAAUAGUCAAGGUGACAAAGAUCUCCCUACAUGGUUGCGGUCGAUUGCAUAACAUAUACCUGCAUGCACUACCGAAUCUGGAGGAACUGGACCUCUCUGGUACAGCUAUUAAAAUAAUUGACCUCCAUGCAAUGUAUGUCCCGAAACUCAAGAAGCUAUUCCUACUGGGCUGUGAGCAGCUCCGUAGCCUAAUCUGGAAAGGAUCACCUAGACUGGAAGUUCUACAUGUGGAUACUCAAGGGACGAAAAGAUCAGUGGUCUGCUAUGGAGAACAGGGAUCCUUUGGCUUUCAGGCACAUAUUGUUUUUACGGAUGGAAGGUUCAUUUGGUCAUCCUCAGAUGGGCUCAAUAGCCGAUCACAAAAUGCUGUCUCCAAGGUGUACCUCCUUAUCUCUUGUACGAGCAGUAGCCAAGCCAACAUCACCAAAAGUAUCAAGGAGAUUGGAUCUAGCCGACAGGGUUUGGUUCCAACAAGGCCGCUAUUACCGUAUAAUGAUAUUGCCAUGGCUAAGGAUGUUACAUGCUCGCUCUUGGUGUGGAACUGUCAACAGCUCCAAACUUUGGACGUGCAUAUCGAGAUUGGUAAAGGAAGCUAUAAUUUAGAGAGUAUGCAAGAUGAAGGGAAUUUCAGAAGUUUCGCAGCUUUUGUUGUUGAAUCAUUGCAUGUGCAUGACAAUUGCUCCAUCACUGCUAUCCGCCCAUUCUGGGAGAGACUAAAAUGGUGUCAUGUUGAGAGUUGCCCCAAGCUACACUCUGUGUUUUCACGUCGGAAUGGAACAUACAGCUUUCCGUGUAUAGAGAUAUUUUCAGCUUCUGAUCUCCUGGUGGCCUAUUGCAUUUGGGGAGGCAUCAAGAGAACUUGGAAUGACCUUUACCCCAGACACCAGAGUCUCUUACAGCUGCAGCACAUAUACCUGUACAAUUGCCCAAGGCUGGUGUUCGUCCUCCUCAUUUCCUUCACCUUGCCCAACUUGGAGACCCUCCAGAUCGCAUACUGCAGUAACCUCCGGCAUGUUUUCCCAUGGGACCACAAGUACACUGAGGAAAUAGCAUCUGGUUUCACAUUCAACAACCUGAAGCACAUCAAGCUACACCAUCUUCACAAGCUGGAGCAGAUAUGUGAGGUCAAAUUGACUGCACCUGCGUUGCAGUCAGUCGGCAUCAGGGACUGCUGGGGUCUCAGGCGUCUCCCGGCCGUAGCACAUCAAUUUCCUAAGCCGGUGGUGGACUGCGAGAAGGACUUGUGGGACAAGCUCAAAUGGGAUGGCUUGAGGGCUGGGCAUCACAUAUCUACCAUAUAA
This is a messenger RNA of Triticum turgidum subsp. durum (durum wheat), 1470 nucleotides long. Lineage: Eukaryota; Viridiplantae; Streptophyta; Magnoliopsida; Poales; Poaceae. The record is from the annotation of a GenBank genome assembly.